Messenger RNA from Babesia bigemina, 1266 nucleotides. Its product is annotated as GTP binding protein, putative. The record is from RefSeq and is a predicted model, not a curated record. The coding region runs from base 1 to 1266 and encodes 421 amino acids. Gene Ontology annotation, cellular component: cytoplasm. Gene Ontology annotation, molecular function: ATP hydrolysis activity; GTP binding. The transcript has 5 exons. Lineage: Eukaryota; Apicomplexa; Aconoidasida; Piroplasmida; Babesiidae.
AUGGUUCGUGAUUUCGUGAUAGGCUGCGUCGGUAAACCUUCGUCGGGUAAAUCAACAUUUUUCAAUGCCGUAUGCAUCAAUCCAAACGCCAAAACAGCGGCGCACCCCUUUACCACGAUCGAGCCAAACCAUGGCGUCGCCUUUUUCACUACGGAUUGCCCAUGCGUGAAAUAUAACGUGACAUGCGCCCCGUCCUUUGGCAGUUGCAGGGAUGGCGUGCGCAAGGUUCCAGUCAAGCUGUUGGACGUAGCCGGGCUGAUACCCGGAGCGAAUGAGGGCCGAGGUAUAGGUAACAAGUUCCUAGAUGACCUGCGUCACGCCGACGUGUUGAUGCACAUCAUCGACGUUUCGGGCAGAACCAACGAGAAGGGAGACGCUACCAUUGGCUAUGACCCUUCAGGAGACCACAUGUGGCUUGUUGAGGAGAUCGAGCUAUGGAUAUUCAACAAUCUGCAGCCCAAAUGGGCCCCUAUGGCGAGGCGCCACGCAAUGAAGAAAGACAACGCCGUAACGACUCUCCACGGGAAGGUUUCCGGCUACAUGGCCACAGAAGCCUUGGUCUCCAAGGUUCUUGAUAUUAUGGAGGUGAAGCAUUCUCAAUUUGUGGACCUAUCGCAGUGGGAUGAAAAAGAGAUCCGCCGCUUUGUUUCCGUGUUCGUUCAAGAACGUUUCAAAUUUGUGUUGGUUUUAAACAAGGUCGAUUCGGAGGGUGACACUGACGAAAAUUGCCUGAAGAUUUGCCAGCGUCAUCCGGAUGUUCCUAGUGUGAUGUGUAGCGCGCUGGCCAUGUGUUUCUUGCGCAAGAUGCAGGCACAGGGCUACAUAGAUUACUUUGAGGGAGACAACGACUUCUACAUGAACGGGGAUGAUGCGGAUGAUCCUCGCAACAAGGUGCUUAAACAGGUGGACGACAAGCUGCGUCACAGGCUCCGUAACAUCCGGGACCUCGUGCUCUACAGGUUCGGGUCAACUGGCGUGACCAAAGCACUGAACGAGGCUAUUAAAGCUGCUGGGAUUGUGUGCAUAUAUCCCGUUAAGAGUCUGAAGACUUUCGGGGACGAUGACGACAGCACCAAGGCGUUCCGCACGUGCAUGACCGUCAUGCCAGGCACUAGUGUGCGCGAUUUCGCCAACAUGCUCGGCCCGGAGAUCGGCCGCAACUUUUGCAAGGCAGUGGGCGUGUCAGGCAUGCAGCUGGCUGAGGAUAAGGUGCUGACGGAGGAAGACAGCGUCCUCAGCAUUGUAACAAAGGCCAUCCAAACUUAA